ACAAGAGGAAAUAACUGUUUCUCCAGAUACAGAGAGAAGAGAGGUCCCGGGCACGUAACUAUACAAACCUGGAUAUUCAGGCGAAUAAAUGCCACCAAGUAUGACCAAGAGCUCGGCGAAUAAAUUGACAAAUGGAGAUGUUUUCCACCGGACAUCCAACGGUAAGACAUCAUCGAGAAGGAACGGUUUCGUGAAGAAUCAUUGCUUGUUCCAACAACCGCAACAGAAGAAUCGGCGCCCGAGUGAGAACAACCAUGUUGUUCGUAAUGCCAGCCUGUACAACAAAGCGUUUGUGGAGCAGUUUGAGGAGACUCCUCUGCUUGUGGCGGUUCUCACAUACAUGGGCUAUGGGAUCCUCACCAUCUUCGGGUACCUGCGGGACUUCCUCCGGCACUGGGGCAUGGAGAAGUGCCAUGUAGCCAGAGAAAGGGAAGAGCAGAAGGACUUUGUUCCACUGUACCAGGACUUUGAGAACUUCUACACCCGGAAUCUAUACAUGCGAAUCCGUGACAACUGGAACAGGCCGAUCUGCAGUGUUCCAGGAGCCAAGAUGGACCUGUUGGAGAGGGCCUCCAAAGACUACAACUGGACCUUCCAACACACAGGCAAGCUGGUGAAAGACGUGAUCAACAUGGGUUCAUAUAACUACCUGGGCUUUGCUGAGAACACUGGGAGGUGUGCCGACGCUGCCACAGAGUCCACCCACCACUAUGGCGUUGGAGUGGGUAGCACCCGCUAUGAGAUGGGUAACCUGGACCUCCAUGAGGAGUUGGAACAGCUGGUUGCUAGGUUCCUGGGGGUGGAGUCAUCUAUGGCCUUUGGGAUGGGCUUCGCGACCAACUCCAUGAACAUUCCGGCUCUGGCUGGAAAGGGCUGUUUGAUCCUGAGUGAUGAGUUAAACCAUGCCUCUCUGGUGCUGGGCGCUCGGCUGUCUGGAUCCAUCAUCAGAGUCUUCAAGCACAACAAUAUGGUGAGUCUAGAGAAGCUGUUGAGAGACGCCGUCGUCCACGGCCAGCCCAGAACACGCAGGCCCUGGAAGAAGAUCCUCAUACUGGUCGAAGGAAUAUACAGUAUGGAGGGAUCCAUCGUGCGUCUGCCUGAGGUGAUAGCCCUGAAGAAGCGCUACAAGGCCUUUCUCUACCUGGACGAGGCCCACAGCAUCGGGGCACUAGGACCUCGUGGUGGAGGGGUGGUCGACUACUUUGCUCUGGACCCCAAAGAUGUUGACAUCAUGAUGGGAACGUUCACUAAGAGCUUUGGUGCUGCUGGAGGGUAUAUCGGAGGAAAAAGGGAGUUGAUAGACUACCUGCGGUCCCACUCCCACAGUGCGAUCUACGCCACCUCCAUGUCUCCUCCUGUGUCCCAACAGGUCAUCACUUCUAUGAAGAUUAUCAUGGGGGAGGACGGUACCACUCUGGGUGUGGUUCGUCUGAGGCAGCUGUCAGACAACACUACGUAUUUCAGGAGGAAACUCAGAGAGAUGGGCUUCAUCAUCUAUGGCAACGAUGACUCUCCUGUUGUACCCAUGAUGCUCUACAUGCCCGCCAAGAUAGGGGCGUUCGGUAGGGAGAUGUUGAAGAGGAACAUCGGGACGGUGGUGGUUGGCUUUCCGGCAACGCCCAUCAUAGAGUCCAGGGCCAGGUUCUGUGUGUCUGCUGCCCACACCAGAGAUAUUUUGGACACGGCGUUGGAGGCCAUCAGUGAGGUAGGAGAUAUAUUACAGCUGAAGUAUUCUAGACACCAGAGACGUCCUCAUCUCCCCUCUUCCCUGGGUUCAUGGUCCUCUGAGGAGAGUCUGCUCCAGGAGUCCAGCCACGUCAAGCCUUCUGUCAUGUAACUAACUGAAAUGCCUACACUGGUGUAGGGUCAAGUUGCCUCUAGAUGCUGAUCUUGUCAGUUUAGUAUUUUUCCCCACUAAUAGUUAAUGUUAGGAUUGGGGGAUGGAAAGCUGAUCCUAGAUCUGUACCAAAGUGAAACUUCACCAGGUCUGAAAAGUCACCAUGUGCCCGGAGGGUUUUCUUAAUGCAUCUUAACUUAUUGUGACUUCAUUUUUUUUGGAGUUUGUACCUUAAUGUUGAGUCUUAAAUAUGUCUUUGUGCAUUAUGGGGUCUUCCAAUGCAAUAAUAACAAGAUUACAUUGACAUUGUAGUAAUUUAGAAGACUCUCUUAUCCAGAGCCACUUACUGGAGUACCUUGCUCAACGGCACAUUGACAGCUUUUUCACCGAUUCGGCUCAGGGAUUCGAACCAGCUACCUUUAGCUUACAGGCCCACCACUUUAAACCAAUAGGCUACCUGCUGCGGUUCUUAAAUGUAUUUUCAGCUUUUAAGAUAGGUUUUAAUAUUAAAAUAUACAGUAGUUGGCAGGAGUUAUAUAACAGACAAAGUAAAUCAAUAAUCUCUAUCAUUCCUUACGUUAGUAGAGCACUGUUGAUAUGGGUAAAAUACCCCAUCCCCACCGAAAUAUAGGCCUUCAUAUCACAUGGGGUACAUCAAGUGUCAACCUUAUUAUUUUUAUUUUAUUUAACUUAAACCUUUCCACUCUAAUCAGUGUUUUAUACUUGAAUAUUGUCAUUGGGUCCUUUCUCUAACCAAAUAUAUGUAUUGUACAUUAUCUACUGUUUAUACUGUAAAUUAACAUGUGAAAUCUUCUUUGACUUAACAUCAGAGCUCGUCACCAAUCACAGAGCUGCUUUCCAUGAGUAGUCCUAGCUCUCUCUGUGUAAUCUAUGUAUCACACCUGGCUCAUGUUCAUUGGGGCACGUCUCUGCCAAAACAAGCAUUUCUUAUUGGACAAGCCCUGGUAGUCCCUCCCAGUUUCAGUUAGUUUUGUUCCAUUUUGUGCCUAAUGAACACGACUUUGUUCCAAAAAGAUCUGUUGAGAUAUUUGGAAUAGCGGGGGGGGGGGUGAAUGUUUUAUUUUCUAUCAUCUUUUUCAGCCUUUAAUAUUUAGUGUUCUUUACACCUGUGCUGGAAUAACUUGAAUAUGUCUUAAACAUUUUGAACAGAGUCUUUAACGUAUCCAUUAAUGAAGAUUUUCUAAUACUGCUAUAGGAUAAAUAAGAACCAGGUCGUGUUGUGUGUUUCUUAGGUUCUGCUUCCUGGAAUAGAAAAUACAUAUAUUUCAAUGGAGAUUAUUGCCUUCAUCUGUGUGCGGGAAACUGCCCGUUACUGAAGACACAUGUCAUGUGAAUAUCUAACUGUAUAUCUGAACCUAAGUGCUUAUUCUAUUAUUAAACAACCCAGCACUGAUGUCUUCUUCCUAAACAAUGACACGCUGGGUGUAAUGUAACCACACUGGUCUAUCUGUACGUAUGACCAUGCUGCAUCCUAACCAUGCUUCUCUGAUGUACAGAUAUGUCCUUAUUCGGGAAACACUUCCUAUGGAUACCCUCUUUAUAAGGUGUUAUAAGUGCAUCCAUAAUGCCUUAUGAGCUAUGUAUAAUGUAUUAUAAUGCCUUAUGAGCUAUGUAUAAUGUAUUAUAAUGCCUUAUGAGCUAUGUAUAAUGUAUUAUGAUGCCUUAUGAGCUAUGUAUAAUGUAUUAUGAUGCCUUAUGAGCUAUGUAUAAUGUAUUAUAAUGCCUUAUGAGCUAUGUAUAAUGUAUUAUGAUGCCUUAUGAGCUAUGUAUAAUGCAUUAUAAUGCCUUAUGAGCUAUGUAUAUUGCAUUAUAAUGCCUUAUGAGCUAUGUAUAAUGUAUUAUAAUGCCUUAUGAGCUAUGUAUAUUGCAUUAUAAUGCCUUAUGAGCUAUGUAUAAUGUAUUAUAAUGCCUUAUGAGCUAUGUAUAUUGCAUUAUAAUGCCUUAUGAGCUAUGUAUAAUGUAUUAUAAUGCCUUAUGAGCUAUGUAUAUUGCAUUAUAAUGUCUUAUGAGCUAUUAUAAUGCCUUAUGAGCUAUGUAUAUUGCAUUAUAAUGCCUUAUGAGCUAUGUAUAAUGUAUUAUAAUGCCUUAUGAGCUAUCUAUAUUGCAUUAUAAUGCCUUAUGAGCUAUGUAUAAUGUAUUAUAAUGCCUUAUGAGCUAUGUAUAUUGCAUUAUAAUGCCUUAUGAGCUAUGUAUAAUGCCUUGAGCUAUGUAUAUUGCAUUAUAUAAUGCCUUAUGAGCAUAAAAUAGGUUUAAUACAGGACGUUUUUCUAUUUAUUGCAAAUUCCCAAAUAGUAUUUCAAUCUGCCUUGUUUUGGGGAGGAUGUUUCUAAUAUAGUAUCUCUGUGGGUUGCAGCUCUAUGUUCUACAGCAGCUUCUAAAUUCCAUUCAAAGUCAGCCAUUUCAGGAAGUUAAAUUUCAGUUUGGAAAUGUUUAUGGAAAUUCAGAAAACUAUUAGAAUUGACCUCCUGAAUUGACUUGGUUUGUAAUGGAAUUGACCCCCAACCCUGUUCCAGUGCUUGUACUACUGAUGUGCAUUGUAAAUGCAAAGAUGAUGUAGCCUCACUGAAACGGCAGGCUUUACGGCUGGCUAACGGCAGGCUUUACGGCUGACUAACGGCAGGCUUUACGGCUGGCUAACGGCAGGCUUUACGGCAGGCUUUACGGCUGGCUAACGACAGGCUUUACGGCUGGCUAACGGCAGGCUUUACGGCUGGCUAACGGCAGGCUUUACGGCUGGCUAACGACAGGCUUUACGGCUGGCUAACGGCAGGCUUUACGGCUGGCUAACGGCAGGCUUUACGGCUGGCUAACGGCAGGCUUUACGGCUGGCUAACGGCAGGCUUUACGGCUGGCUAACGGCAGGCUUUACGGCUGGCUAACGGCAGGCUUUACGGCUGGCUAACGACAGGCUUUACGGCUGGCUAACGGCAGGCUUUACGGCUGGCUAACGGCAGGCUUUACGGCUGGCUAACGGCAGGCUUUACGGCUGGCUAACGACAGGCUUUACGGCUGGCUAACGACAGGCUUUACGGCUGGCUAACGACAGGCUUUACGGCUGGCUAACGACAGGCUUUACGGCUGGCUAACGACUGCUUGGUCUGAAGGAAGCGUCUUUUUACCGCCGACUGUCUCACAAUGAUUCUUAUCUGAUAUGGCAUUCUAGAAUUAGCUGAUUUUGUUUUGGCUGGCUUGUAUAUUUGUUUUUAUUUUAUUUUGUGUAAAUUAUAUAUUUGAUUUUCAAUGGGACAACCUAUGGGUCAUUUCAAGUGUAAUAUUGUGAUAAGUCAAAUAUCCGGUUUGUAGUUGAGGUGUGUGAGUGUAGAAAUGUAUCGAACAGAACUGAGGCUAGCACUGUGAUCAUUCCACCACUACAAGCUCCUUUUAAACUAUCUCAGACAUCUUUAAAGUGUCUAGAAUUUGUUUAGCAGUAAAACUGAAACUUUGUUGAUUCUGCAUUGUAUUUAGUUCAAGCUGGGUGGGCCCAUGUAGUUAGUCUCUCUUGGUCCCGAAUGGCACUCUUCUUCCUAUAGUGUACUACUUUUAACCACAGCCUUAGUCAAAAGUAGUGCACUAAAAAGGCAAUGGGGCACCAUUUGGGAUGCCUGCUCCGUAUCCUGUUCCCAUCUCUAUUGAGACAGGAUGUGAUUGCUCAUAUCCAGCAACAUGAUCUCAGGAAGGAUUUUUACAUUUCUACAAAGCAAAUAACAUUUCGCUUCAUAUGUCAUUAAUCACUGGCCCAUUUUUUUUUUUUAAAGUAAAUGUGUUUUUAAAAUGAAAAGAUUAAAAAGUUCUUUGAUGUAAAAUGACAUUGUUUAACCAGCAAUGGGAGAGAUUUGUGAACUGACCUACUCUGUACGCGGCUGUAUAAAUCCUGUAUGUUAUCAGUAGGCUUUCACCCUUGGCAAGUUCAAUGUUUGGAGAUAGUUAGGGUUGAAAGAUAAACCAUUUGAGGUUUUUGAAGCAAUGGUGUGUGUUAAACCGUGCUGUUGGAAACGGUGCUGAGAUUAAAUCUGUCUUUGUUUGUAUCAAGCUCUAGGUUAGAUUUGUCUUUUGGCAAAGGUCUAUAUACAUACGCACGAUGUGUAAUGUCAUCUAUCGGAAAGACUUUACAGAAUAAAUACCAUUAAAUGAC
This is a messenger RNA of Oncorhynchus masou masou (cherry salmon), 5990 nucleotides long. Its product is annotated as serine palmitoyltransferase 2-like. Gene Ontology annotation, biological process: sphingosine biosynthetic process; ceramide biosynthetic process. The record is from RefSeq and is a predicted model, not a curated record. Gene Ontology annotation, molecular function: serine C-palmitoyltransferase activity; pyridoxal phosphate binding. The transcript is spliced from 13 exons. NCBI's taxonomy places the organism in Eukaryota, Metazoa, Chordata, Actinopteri, Salmoniformes, Salmonidae. Gene Ontology annotation, cellular component: serine palmitoyltransferase complex. Bases 89 to 1837 code for a protein of 582 amino acids.